UCGAGGGAGAAGUGAUUGGAUCCACUGUACUACUACAAUUAUUGAUUUCUUCCUCAACUUGCUUGCUAAGGAUGUCAACUUACUACACGGGCGGCCGAAACCCUAGCGCCGCCGCCCCCUCCCUCCACUCCAUCCCACCUCGCCGUCACCAGAGGGCGCCGCCGGAUGUCCGCGCGGCCCCAAGGAAGGUGGCGGCGAGGCGAUUUUUCUCUGGUUUGGUCGCGUCUGCCCGGAUCUAGUCGGGUUCCAGGAGGUGGCAGCGGCGUGUGUGGGGCGGCGACCCUUCGCCGGCGCGGCUCAGCCUCGGCGGCAUCCUGGCGGCAGUGAGCGCGACGUUCGUAUGGCACAUCCGGGCGUUGCGGGUCCUGGAUGGGUGUUCGCGCAGCAGGGGGGCAUGCGGCCGGCCGUGGGUCGCAGGCGCGGAGAAGGUGCUGUCUGGCGCCCCCAGGGCAGGGAGCGGCGCCGCGCGUGGAGGUCUGGAAUCUAGUGCGCGUGGGGUUCGCGGCCUCCGCGUGCCAGCCUUCGGAGGCGUCGACAGGCUGGUCCCGGGCAUGUGCCGGGGUGGUGUUCGGCGUGGUGCGUCGGUGGGCCUGCGCAGUCGACCGGAUUGGCGGUGGCGGGACCUCCACUCGUCUGCGUCUACGAUGAGGUGGUCGGCGUCUUGAUCUGCGUUGGGUUGGUUGGAUCUGCGGGCUGUCUGCCCGGAUCUGGGGGGCUGGUCGCCUUCCGCCGCUCCUCCCUGUUGCUGGCUUGGGCGGGUGGCCUUGCGGCUGCUGCGGCGGUGCCUGCGCGCUCGCGUGGUCGUAGCUGGUCUGCGGCGUCGGCACCCACGCGUGCGGCUGGCGCGCUGUGGUGGCGGCGUGGCUUGCCUGUACUUGCCUUGGUCGGGGCGUUGGCCGUCGCCGGAUCUGCAGCUGUCUGCGGCGCCUUCUGCAGGGGCGGCUAGCUCCGUGCGUUGGGGCGUGUGGUGGGAGGGCCUCUGGCGAAAGCCAUGCCCGCUUGCGGGCGGACAGCGGUGACGCCCGCGGGCGCCACCCCUGCCCUAUUGAGGGUGCUGUCCUUGGACCUCUCACCACAAUGCGGGAACCCUCGCCUCGGCCUUCUUGGGGACUUUCGCUGGUGCUCGUCCGACGUUGGGGCUCUGAAGGUUGGGGUUGCUGGGUUGGUGGGUCGGCGGACGACAGGAGGUCUUCGGAGGAAACUUUGCUUGGUUGGUACCAGGCGGGCGGCGACGACUUUUCGACUUCGUUUCUCCUUCUUGAAGGCACAGCCCAGAAGACCUCUAGUUUGUGUGUUCGUCGGCGUUGUGGAGGCUCUUUGUCACUCCGCUUGGCUCGGUGGUGUCGGGGCCAUUGUCGCUUUAGGCGUCUGUUUUCUCCCGGAGUUCGGCGUUGUGGAUCUUUGCUCGUGGCGAAGAAUCGGAGCUGCCUCGUGUGGGGUGUGCGAGGCUUGGCAACGAUGGCGCGCCGUGAUCUUAUUCCUUGCGUCGGUGUCUGGAUUUAGGCGUCGUCGAGUUGCUUUGGCAGUGUGCGGCUCGUCUUGGGGAGUCGGAGCUGCUCGUCCCUUGUGUUUGAGCUUGGCAACAAUGACUCUAGAUGUGUUUGUGUGUGUGAGGCUGCUGUUGUCUAGGUGGUUUGUUAGGGCCUUCACCGGUUUUUCUACCGUGCGCCCUGUGUAGGUUUUGGGUCCGGUUUUCCUUAAAACUGGAUCAAUUCUAUUCUUCUUAAUUGAGAGGCAGAGCUCCUGCCAUUAUGUUC
This is a messenger RNA of Zea mays, 1757 nucleotides long. RefSeq lists its product as uncharacterized. Bases 992 to 1678 code for a protein of 228 amino acids. The transcript has a single exon. The record is from RefSeq and is marked validated. NCBI's taxonomy places the organism in Eukaryota, Viridiplantae, Streptophyta, Magnoliopsida, Poales, Poaceae.